This is a messenger RNA of Carassius carassius (crucian carp), 1483 nucleotides long. RefSeq lists its product as uncharacterized. The transcript has 3 exons. The record is from RefSeq and is a predicted model, not a curated record. The coding region runs from base 61 to 1296 and encodes 411 amino acids. Gene Ontology annotation, molecular function: zinc ion binding. Lineage: Eukaryota; Metazoa; Chordata; Actinopteri; Cypriniformes; Cyprinidae.
AUAUUUUAACAGUUCAGCUCUUAAGGGAUAUUUCUCAUCUAAGCUUCUAUUUCUUCCUAGAUGGUGUUAAAAGACUCGAAACCUGUUAUUUUGGUUAGCACCCACUGCUCCUGUGUGGCGGGGUGUGCCUUAUGCAACCAUUUGGUUGCACUACUGUAUCAAACAGCACAUUUUUCACAAUUAGGCAUCCCUGCUGUACCCCCAGUGCACAGUUGCACAGAAACGGAGCAGACCUGGCAUAAGCCAAGGACCUUGGGUGUUAGGCCAGGUCCGGUGGGAGACAUGGAGGUCCGCAAACCCCAAAAUUCUACCGCUGUUUGUGUGAGAAGUUCUCUCUACAAAGCACUGGAUGGGGAAAUGCCAGAUCUUGCCACAUUGAGAGUGCAAGAAGUAUACAGGGACUUUCCCCCUUUGCUUGCACCUCUGGUGACCACCAUGGGCAUGUCAGCGGAAGUCCCAUUAGUUCAGUCAGCUUUUGGGGCUGUCCAGGCCGGGAGUGUGCUGUCAUUUCAGCAAAAACCACCAGAAAUGCAGGAAAUCAUCAACAUCCCAGAAGCCCCAGCCCAACCUUCCCUUCCCAUCCAAGGCUAUAGGCUUGAGCCAACCACAUGUGCCAAUGUGUUAUCAGAGGAGGAACAUGUAUAUAUGAAAUCACUACAGGUGUCAUUCCACAUGGCCCACAGGAUUGAAGCUGCAACACGGGAGCAGAGCUCAUGCCAGGAAUGGCAUCGACUGAGAAAGAUGCGAGUUACAUCUACACGCUUUCACGAGGCAUGCCAUGUUCGCUGUCAUACAUCAGCUGAAAAUCUGGCACACAGAAUUCUGAGGGGGACUGUCAUGACGAAGGACAUGAGGAGAGGAAUCGAUAUGGAGCCAGCUGCCAUGACAGAGUACUGCAGUUUAAAAAAUGUCAACUAUUCACCCUGCGGGUUCAUUAUACACCCUGAUGCUCCAUGGCUGGGAUGCUCCCCCGAUGGAGUCGUGUUUGAUCCUUCUGAAAACCCACCAUUCGGCCUGCUGGAAAUUAAAUGCCCCAACAUCAAGAGUUACAUUGACUGUCCCUACCUAAAAUUGUCUGAUGGCUCUUUGCAUCUUAGGAGGCAGCACAAGUACUAUUGGCAAGUACAAGGUCAGAUCCUCCUGACAGGUUUGGAGUGGUGCGAUUUCGUGGUAUGUGCGCAGGAGGACAUGCUUGUUGAGCGCAUACACAAAAAUGUAGAUGUAAUGCGUACCAUUAGAGACCAAGGAGAUCUUUUUUUUUUUUACCACUACCUACUGAAGUGUUUGUGUGUUUAAGUCAUUUCAGAUUUAAUGACUGUCUAAGUGUGAGUGUGGCCACAUACCACUGGUGGUCCAUUCAAUUACACUGAAAUUAUUAUACAGUAUUAUAUUUAUGGUUUAUUGUAUCUUAUGCAAACAAUAUUUACAUAUACACACACAGACAUACACUACAUUUAUACAAGAUAUACAAUAUAAUACAUAU